UCCGGUUCCGGUCCCGGCUCCGGGAGGCGGGGGAGAUGCUGCGGGCACGGAGGGGGCGGCCCGGGGCCGCAUUCCUGCAGCUCGCCGUCGCGGCGCGCGCCAUGGCCGGAGCGCCCACGGUCUCGCUCCCUGAACUGCGUUCGCUCCUGGCCUCGGGCCGGGCCCGGCUCAUCGAUGUGAGAUCUCGGGAGGAGGCGGCAGCGGGGACCAUCCCGGGGGCGCUCAACAUCCCGGUGUCUGAGCUGGAAAGUGCCCUGCAAAUGGAGCCCGCCGCUUUCCAGGCUUUGUACUCCGCCGAGAAGCCGAAGCGGGACGAUGAGAAUCUCAUUUUCUUCUGCCAGAUGGGCAAGCGGGGUUUGCAGGCCACGCAGCUGGCCCAGGGCCUUGGAUACACAGGGGCUCGCAACUACGCAGGGGCCUAUAGAGAAUGGUUCCAGAAAGAAGGUUAGGUAGAAGGUGGCUUACUGACGGCCCCCUCUCCCUCCCCACCGCGGCCACCGUAACUGCGCGCGAAAAGCAUCAAAUAAAGACCGUUUACUCGAA
Molecule: messenger RNA, 543 nt
Organism: Leopardus geoffroyi (Geoffroy's cat)
Lineage: Eukaryota; Metazoa; Chordata; Mammalia; Carnivora; Felidae
Gene: TSTD1
Product: thiosulfate sulfurtransferase like domain containing 1
Exons: 5
Coding region: 36-449 (137 amino acids)
Cellular component (GO): cytoplasm
Molecular function (GO): thiosulfate-thiol sulfurtransferase activity
Source: RefSeq, a predicted model, not a curated record